GACGUUCUGCGAGACGGAUAGCUUGUCAGCCGGGCGCGACAAGUCCUUGAGCCCCGCAGCGACGAGACACCACUUCAUCAGCGGUGCCCAGAAGAAGACCGUCUUCGGUCCUGCGGGGUGGUUCAUGAACGCCUGAAACUUCGAUCCCGCUGCUGCCAUGGCUUGACGCGAGCCACCACCUCUCUCACCGGUUCGUAUCCGCCUAACCACCUUCGCGCGCGCCACUUAUCUCACUCUGCACUUCUCAGGACGUGCUCUGUGGUGUGCUCAAGAUGCGCGCUACCGCUGUCCGCUCGCUGGAAGUCAUCAAGAAGUCCGUCUUGGAGAAUGGCGUGCGGGUCGUCCCACGCAUACAGCCGUUGACGCGCGCGACGCGCGAGCCGACGGUCCUGGAGCUUCUGCAGGAACGGAGGAAGGCCGCUGGCGCGCAGUGGCCCGCCAACAUACGCUUGGAACCGGCGGUGCCGAAGACAGCAUUGGUCGACGUCGAGCGCCAUGCACGGAGAAAGCUGAAGCUCUUGACGAGGGAGCGAUGAGUGCCCACCCUCACUGGGUUGUGUGUCGAGUAUCUCGUGCUAUCCUUUGUCCGUAUAGACUUCGCCUUUAGUCCCCCGCUAUCCUAUGCUGCACGCUCCCCUCA
Molecule: messenger RNA, 640 nt
Organism: Schizophyllum commune H4-8
Lineage: Eukaryota; Fungi; Basidiomycota; Agaricomycetes; Agaricales; Schizophyllaceae
Exons: 4
Coding region: 273-536 (87 amino acids)
Source: RefSeq, a predicted model, not a curated record